UAUCCACUAAAAUUCCUCUUUUUGCCUACUCCCUUCCUCACCAAUCCUCAUGCUCUACCAAAGAUGUAGCAACAAAACACACAUUUUAUGUUAACACACAAAUUGAAGCAUAAGGUUGAAACCCGCUAUUACUAGUUAUGCAAUUUUCAGUUCCAGGUAGGUACACUUCUCCAUCUGUUUCUCGAUCGUCCUGUGCCUUCAUCGCGCUCCACUAUUCUCACUCCAAUCAACUUGUGAUUACUCUCUCGAGCAUUUCUUUGUCAUCUGGUAGUGAGGUUAGAUAGGAAGAAUAAGAAGAAGGAGUGAGAUUUUGACCCUUUUAGGAUCAGAAAGUUGAAGUGCAGAUCUGAAGACAAAAAUUGGAACUUUUGGGCCUUCAAAUUCAAAUGCUUUAAAGGGUCUCCCAGAAUUUAUUGCGACAAAGUGCUUAACAUAAAAAGAGGAUGUGUGGCUACAAGAACUCCAGCGUUGUUUCGAUGGAUCACGUGCUUGUGGCUUUAGGGGAAACGAAAGAAGAGAGGGAUGUUCGUAUUCGAAGCCUGUUCAAUUUCUUCGAUGCUGCUAAUAAUGGGUACUUGGACUAUGCUCAGAUUGAGGCAGGUUUGUCUGCACUGCAAAUUCCACCUGAGUACAAGUACGCUAGAGAGCUCUUCAAGGUGUGUGAUGCCAACAGUGAUGGCAGGGUGGAUUACCAUGAAUUCCGCAGAUACAUGGAUGAUAAGGAAUUGGAGCUUUAUCGCAUCUUUCAAGCCAUUGAUGUUGAACACAAUGGCAGCAUUCUCCCUGAAGAACUCUGGGAUGCACUUGUCAAGGCUGGGAUUGAAAUGGAUGAUGAGGAGCUUGCUCACUUUGUGGAGCAUGUUGAUAAGGAUAAUAAUGGAAUUAUCACUUUUGAAGAAUGGAGAGAUUUUCUUCUACUUUAUCCUCAUGAAGCAACUAUUGAAAAUAUAUAUCACCAUUGGGAGAGGGUGUGCCUUGUAGACAUAGGAGAGCAAGCCGUGAUUCCUGAAGGCAUCAGCAAGCAUGUGAACCCUAUCAAAUAUUUUAUAGCUGGGGGAAUAGCAGGAGCUACUUCUCGUACAGUAACUGCUCCUCUCGAUCGUCUCAAGGUGGUCUUACAAGUUCAGACGACAAAUGCUUCUAUUAUGCCAGCAGUAAUGAAGAUAUGGAAGCAAGAUGGUUUAUCAGGGUUUUUCCGAGGUAAUGGAUUGAAUGUUGUGAAGGUAGCUCCCGAAAGUGCCAUAAAAUUUUAUGCUUUUGAAAUGCUGAAAAAUGUAAUUGGAGAUGCUCAAGGCAACAAGUCAGAUAUUGGUACUAUUGGGAGACUUGUUGCUGGUGGUACAGCUGGUGCAAUUGCACAGGCUACUAUCUAUCCACUGGAUCUUAUCAAAACUAGGUUACAGACUUGUGCCUCUGAAGGUGGAAGGGUUCCUAAGCUGGGAACACUUACAAAGAAUAUAUGGGUUCAAGAGGGUCCUCGAGCUUUCUACAGAGGGCUUGUUCCAUCUCUGCUUGGUAUGAUUCCUUAUGCAGGCAUUGAUCUCGCUGCUUAUGAUACCUUGAAAGAUAUAUCCAAGAGAUAUAUUCUUCAUGAUAGUGAACCUGGUCCUCUUGUACAACUAGGAUGUGGGACAAUUUCUGGAGCUCUUGGAGCUACUUGUGUCUAUCCACUGCAAGUUAUUCGUACAAGAUUGCAGGCACAACCUGCCAACUCUACCAGUGCUUACAAGGGGAUGAAUGAUGCAUUUUGGAAAACUUUUCAACAUGAAGGGUUUAGAGGUUUCUACAAGGGACUACUUCCAAAUCUCCUCAAAGUUGUGCCAGCUGCAAGCAUUACUUAUAUGGUCUAUGAAAGUAUGAAGAAGAAUCUAGAUCUAAAUUAGAGUUGAUAUAUAUAUAUAUAUAUAUAUGUGUAUAUAUAUAUCGGCUUAGCCCUGUCCACAAGGUACUUGCAAAUAGGUUUUGAAAUCAACAUUAUGAAGUAAAGUUCGUUCACGUGGAGCUUAGUAGAUCAUACCUCGUGGUUGAGUUAUUAUUGUUGAGGCAAUUGAGCUAAUGCAAAUAUUUUUGUAUGUCUUGAAUUGUUAACGGUGACGAUAAAAUAUAUUACUAGUACAGUAACCAUUGCUUCUGAGGAUAUUUUGG
This is a messenger RNA of Gastrolobium bilobum, 2145 nucleotides long. RefSeq names its product calcium-dependent mitochondrial ATP-magnesium/phosphate carrier protein 2-like. The transcript is spliced from 4 exons. Bases 444 to 1883 code for a protein of 479 amino acids. NCBI's taxonomy places the organism in Eukaryota, Viridiplantae, Streptophyta, Magnoliopsida, Fabales, Fabaceae. Gene Ontology annotation, molecular function: calcium ion binding; ATP transmembrane transporter activity. Gene Ontology annotation, biological process: transmembrane transport. The record is from RefSeq and is a predicted model, not a curated record.